AAAAUGAACAGAUACAAUUAUUCUACCAUGACUGAGUUUGUCCUCGAAGGACUAACAGCCCAACCAGAGCUCCAGCUGCCCCUGUUCUUCGUGUUUCUAAUAAUCUACGGAGUCACGGGAGUAGGAAAUCUAGGUAUGAUUCUCCUCAUCUCUUUCAGUUCUAGUCUCCACUCUCCCAUGUAUUUUUUUCUUAGUAAUUUGUCACUGUUAGAUCUCUUUUAUUCCUCAGUUGUUACCCCCAAACUGCUGAGAAGCUUCAUAUGGGAGCAAAACAUCAUCUCCUAUCCUGGAUGCAUGGCACAGCUGUUUUUCUUUUGUGUUUUUGCUAUUGCUGAAAGCUACAUGCUGACUGCUAUGGCCUACGAUAGAUAUGUAGCAAUCUGUAAACCACUGCUCUACCAUGUCACCAUGUCCCAAAGGGUAUGCAGUGCACUAGUGGCUGGGGUCUACAUCAUAGCAACUUUUGGAGCUGUGGCACACACUACCUCUAUGGUCAGACUUUCAUUCUGUAAAGACAAUGUCAUCCAUCAUUAUUUUUGUGACAUCCUUCCUCUCCUAGAGCUGUCCUGCUCCAACACCCACCUUAAUAAUCUCUUGGUGAUAGUCAUAGGUGGAUUCAACAUGUUAGUAACAACUAUGCCCAUCACCAUCUCUUAUGCCUUCAUACUAACCACCAUUCUUCGAAUACGUUCUUCUGAGGGCAGGUCCAAAACAUUUAGUACAUGUGGAUCUCAUUUUAUGGCUGUUGGGAUCUUCUAUGGAUCUGUAAUAUUCAUGUAUCUUAAGCCAGCAUCUAGCAACAACAUGGCCCAAGGGAAAGUAGCUUCUGUGUUCUAUACCACAAUAAUCCCUAUGCUGAAUCCCUUGAUCUACAGUUUGAGGAAUAAAGAUGUAAAAAAGGUAUUGAGCACAGUCUUGAGAAAGAGAUACAGCUCACCCCAGAGUUAG
This is a messenger RNA of Octodon degus (degu), 948 nucleotides long. Its product is annotated as olfactory receptor 8D1-like. Gene Ontology annotation, molecular function: odorant binding; G protein-coupled receptor activity; olfactory receptor activity. The record is from RefSeq and is a predicted model, not a curated record. The transcript has a single exon. Bases 4 to 948 code for a protein of 314 amino acids. Gene Ontology annotation, biological process: sensory perception of smell; G protein-coupled receptor signaling pathway. Gene Ontology annotation, cellular component: membrane. Lineage: Eukaryota; Metazoa; Chordata; Mammalia; Rodentia; Octodontidae.